Molecule: messenger RNA, 2557 nt
Organism: Carassius auratus (goldfish)
Lineage: Eukaryota; Metazoa; Chordata; Actinopteri; Cypriniformes; Cyprinidae
Product: zinc finger MYM-type protein 1-like
Exons: 5
Coding region: 1-2394 (797 amino acids)
Molecular function (GO): protein dimerization activity
Source: RefSeq, a predicted model, not a curated record
AUGACGGCUAUUGCUUGCUGGCUUAAUUCGGUUGUGAGAAGCGGCAAAAUUCCUCCGAAACCUAGAUGCGCUGAGGUGACAGAAACAGUCCUGCUAGGUAGUUGCUCAGGAAGAGAGGCAAGUGGAGAGGCAGGGUCACAGGUGACAGAAACAGUCCUGCUAGGUAGUAGCUCAGGAAGAGAGGCAAGUGGAGAGGCAGGGUCACAGGAUGCUGAUCCAUCUGUAGACAGCAAUAGACAGAGUAACUGUGAAAGUGACGACAUCGAAGAACAGAGUGACAACAAUGAAGAACAGUGUAGAACUGGAGAUAUUCUGGACUUUGACAUCAAGCCAAACCAACCUCACCCCAAGAACAUUGCAGUUCAAAAGCUGUCAAAUAGGGUCCUCCAUUUUCAGGAAAAUUGGUACAAGCAGUAUCCAUGGCUUCACUAUAGCCCCACUGUGAAGGGAAUUCUCUGUUUUUACUGUGUGAAAACAUACACAAUAAAGAAAAAUACACUGUCCAAAAAAGCAGACCCUGCGUUUUCCUCUAAGGGAUUUAGUAACUGGAAGAAUGCUCUUGUUAGCUUUGAACGCCACCAGAAUAGCAAAUCGCAUCAUCAUGCAGUCACAGUUAGUGCUCAAGAAGCAAACCCAGUAGAUUCACAACUCUCAAGUGCCUGGGCAAAGCAACAAGAUAAUGCUAGGCACUGCCUGCAAAAUAUUGUAAGUUCAGUACAGUACCUAGCUAGGCAGGGUCUGGCACUGCGAGGCCAUGAGACCCAAGAUGGGAAUCUAUUUCAGCUUUUGAAAUUUAAAGCCAAAGAUGAUGCUAGUCUCUCUAGUUGGCUAUCCCGUUGUCAUGACUAUACCUCUCCUCCAGUGCAAAAUGAGAUUUUGCAAUUGUUAGGAAAUUGUAUUGUCAGAAGUAUUGCAGUCUCUAUCCAGUCUCUACCAGUUUUGCAGUACUCACUCAUCAUAGAUGGCACUCAAGAUGUCUCAGGAGUAGAGCAAGAAUCUAUCUGUUUUAGAUAUGUGGACCAUGACCUGAUACCACAAGAGGUUUUUGUUGGUUUAUAUGAAGUUCCAGGGACAACUGGAGUAGAAAUUGCUAGGGUGGCUGCGGAUGUCCUCUUGAGGCUAAAUAUUCCUAUGAGUUGUCUAAGGGGUCAGACAUAUGAUGGUGCAGCCAAUAUGUCAGGAAGACAUUCAGGAGCACAAGCAGAACUUAAAAGACAGCAGCCAUUGGCUUUGCAUGUGCAUUGUGGGUCACACUGUCUUAACUUGAUCACACAGUCCGCUUGCCUAGCCAGUCCCGUGAUACGUGAUGCCUUGCAGUGGGUCCAUGAGCUAGGGACAUUAAGCCACCAGUCUGGGAAAUUUAAGGCCUUAUUUUCAGCAGUAGCAGCAGGUUCAGAAAGACAGUCGAUAUCACUCAGACCUCUGUGCCCAACCAGGUGGACAGUCCGAGGAAAAGCUAUCAGAGCAGUGCUGUCUCAGUAUGAGAGUGUUUUAUCUAGCUUGGAGGAGAUGGCAUCAAAUGGGUCUAACACAGGUGUGAGGGCAAAUGGACUACGAGAGAGAUUUGAAAAGGGUAAAACUGUGCUUGGACUUUUUUUGGCGUUAGAAGUGAUUGUUGAGUUAGAGUGUCUGAACAAGUCCCUGCAAAAACGGACAGAAACAAUUGCAGGAAUGAGAAGGUCAAUAGACUGUGUCAGAUCUACUCUAAUAGGAAAAAGAAAUGAGGACAGCUUUCAGGAGGUGUUUCAGAAAGCAGUGGCAAUGGUUGACUCCCUUGGGAUGGAGUCUAUUCAGAUUCCUCACCAAAGACAGCCACCAAAACGUUACACUGGUGGGGCGAGCCAGCACACUCCCAAGUCAGCUGAGGAGCAUUAUAGAACAGAGUUCUAUAAAAUGAUAGAUUGUGUUGAUGCCCAGCUUCAGGACAGGUUCUUCAACCAACCAGAUUUAGAUGUCUUGCAGAAGCUAGAGGAAAUUCUACUGACUGGAAAAGUAAAUGACAUUGUUGAUCACUAUCCAGAACUGAAUAGGGAUAAUCUAAAAGUCCAAUUAGCCAUGUUUCGGACUAAAAAUACUUUCAAAUCAAGUACUGAAGUGGCUAAUAUCAUGAGAGGAAUGGCUAUUGAAGUGAGAGGCUUGUUUGAUCAAGUUGAAACCCUUGUCAGGCUGCUUUUAGUCAUCCCAGUCUCAUCAGCUGAGGCUGAAAGAAGUUUCAGUGCUCUUAGGAGACUGAAAACAUGGCUCAGAUCAACAAUGGCACAAGUGAGACUUAACAGUAUUGCUGUGUGCCAUGUCCACCAGGACAAACUGGACAAAGUUGAUGUAAAACAAAUAUGCCAACAGUUCAUUUCUGUUAAUGACAGACGUAGACAUGUGUUUGGCUACUUCAAAUAGUAAGGAUUCGGAACAAGACAGUAGACACAAAGUUAAGUGAAGUUAAGUCUCUGUCAAACUGCCUCCUUGUCAUUAUUUGUUACCUGUAACAUUACAGAAUUAGUUAUUGCAUUACACUAUAAGCAGAGUAAAGUUAAUAAGUCUGUUAAACGGCUUUCUUGUC